AUGCCGGAAAAUCCGAGAUACGCAUUGCGAGAUGUACCGGGAAAGAGAAAUGGUCUUGUUGCAACCCAGGACAUUCCUAAGGGUACUCGAAUCAUUGAAGAGAAGCCAAUUAUGACGAGGCCUAAACAAGCACCCCCGGGAUUUUCCCUCCGAGGUCAAUUCAAUGCCCUCAAUAAUGAACAACAGCAAGCAUUCCUAUCUCUGAAAAAUGUACACCCUUACAAGAAUGCGGAUGAGCAAUACUUCGGUAUCUUCAAGACAAAUGGUCUUCCCAUUGGAAGUGACGAUGAGGGCGGACUGUUCAUUGAAGCUUGUCGGAUCAACCACGCUUGCGAUAACAACGCCUUUAGCAACUGGAACACGAAUAUCCGAAAGCACACUAUCCACGCGCUGAGAGAUAUCCACGAAGGCGAAGAGAUCACAAUAAGCUAUCUUGGAUCCCGCUCAUGGCCUCGCGAAAUUCGACGUCAGAUUCUCCAAGAGAAAUUCAAAUUUUUGUGCUCAUGCAAUCUUUGCGCUUUACGCGCCAGGGAAUCCAUGCAAAUUGACAGAGAGUUGAUGAAUAUCGCUCGGAUUAUGACUCUGAUUCCAGACACCUUUAUGAGAAAUCCGUUGCAGGGCGUCCGUUACAUGGAUCAAGCAGUUCAGCUACUCACUGGCAAAGAAAUGGGUGUCAGCUUGCUGGGUGGACUUUUUGUUGAAGCUUCUAAGAUGAACAUAGGUCACGGUGACUUGGCAAGAGCUCGUAUAUUGGCUGAGAAGGCAACGCCUUACUUGAUAAUAUCAUAUGGCAGUGACAGUCUACAAGUGCUCGAUAACCAGCAACGAGCGAACCAUCCAUCUAUGAACAUCUACUACGGCUUGUCAUCUCUAGAUUGGGCGACACCCGUCCAUGAUGUCCCGUCAAGUCUUGAUCCCAAUGGAUUUGAAGACUGGCUUUGGAGAAGAGAGGGACUACAGAAUUCACUAAUUUAUUUCGAAAGUCCAAACAGUUUUUUGAGCAACUCCAUUUUCCCCUCAUUUCCGGAACUUCCGCAUAGACAACGGACGAGCCCAGAAUUCUAUGAAAAUGCUGGAAAGUCCAAUUACCGACCACGACGCCACUGGUGUUUCUUGGGCGAGAUUCUGGAGUUUGACAUAUCAGUUCUCGCAAUUCUGGUCAAAGACGUUGAUGACAGAGAAGUCCAGCUCUUACUCGAAACCAAUGCACGAGGUAUAUUUGCUAGACUUCGAAAAGCGCACACGGUUGCAAUUCUCUAUGCGCAACGUGACGGCAAAAUUACAGAACCUUAUAUCAGCCUUGACAACGUCGCAUUACUUCAGGUAUGGUACUCAAGUGGUUUCCACUAG
This is a messenger RNA of Botrytis sinoallii, 1350 nucleotides long. RefSeq lists its product as uncharacterized. The record is from RefSeq and is a predicted model, not a curated record. NCBI's taxonomy places the organism in Eukaryota, Fungi, Ascomycota, Leotiomycetes, Helotiales, Sclerotiniaceae. Gene Ontology annotation, molecular function: protein binding. The transcript has a single exon. The coding region runs from base 1 to 1350 and encodes 449 amino acids.